Messenger RNA from Salvelinus sp. IW2-2015, 743 nucleotides. It is a transcript of the gene ncf4, whose product is annotated as neutrophil cytosolic factor 4. Gene Ontology annotation, biological process: superoxide anion generation. The record is from RefSeq and is a predicted model, not a curated record. NCBI's taxonomy places the organism in Eukaryota, Metazoa, Chordata, Actinopteri, Salmoniformes, Salmonidae. Gene Ontology annotation, molecular function: superoxide-generating NADPH oxidase activator activity; phosphatidylinositol binding. Gene Ontology annotation, cellular component: NADPH oxidase complex; cytoplasm.
UCCCUCCCCAUCCACCUCAGCAAACUUCAGAAACGGGCGCUGCGUGUAGCCUAAUCAUUUUGGGGAACUUGAUUUUGGCUUCCUGAUUGCACACGUUCCGCUCUGUCGCCUGUUUGCGCCUACUGAUCGCGUUCGUUCCGCUCCAUGAAACCGCUGUGCGAGUCUGUAGCAGAUUUUAAGUUCAGGUUUCUGUUAAUCGAAGGAGGGUUGAGGUGAGGUGCGACUGUGUUGUGAUAAAUCUAUCAGAAAGUUCUUCAAUCGGCCCGGUCUCCAUCAACAUGUCGUCGCUGCCCAAGCAACUACGAGACGAGAGUGAUUUUGACCAGCUUCCACACAACAUUCCCAUCAGUGCCACCAUCGCAGACAUUGAGGAGAAAAAGGGUUUCAUCCACUAUUAUCGUUUUGUGAUGGAGGUAAGGACCAGAGGUGGUAGUAAGUACCUGGUCUACCGGAGGUACAGCCAGUUCUUCAACCUGCACAGUGAGCUGGAGCUGAAGUAUUCACCUGGUGACCAGGACAUACCUGGACCUAACACCUGCAGACUGCCCACCCUGCCUGGUGAGAGGGCUGGGGGCUGGAGGGUGGCGCGGCCGGCGGGCGCCGCCGGUGCCGGCGGCGGGGCGGCGGCCGCGGGCCCCGGCCGCGGCGCCCGGGGCGGGGGGGCGCGCGCGCCUGCCGGGCCGGGCCGCAUGCCGUCCUUUUCGGAUGGGACGUUAAAACGCGGUGGUUUCCUGACUCUCUGA